Leptosomus discolor (cuckoo roller) is the source of this 1953-nucleotide messenger RNA. The record is from RefSeq and is a predicted model, not a curated record. Lineage: Eukaryota; Metazoa; Chordata; Aves; Leptosomiformes; Leptosomidae.
AUGCUGGUGACGGGGAGCCGGGCGCUGCUGCUGCAGCAGUGGGACUGGCGGGAGAGCAGGUGUGUGCGCACGUGGAGAGCCGUGCACACGGCGCCGGUGGCUGCCAUGGCCUUUGACUCCACCUCGACGCUGUUGGCCACCGGUGGCUGUGACAGCACCAUCAAGAUCUGGGAUAUGCUCAAGCAGUACUGCACCCACAACCUGAAGGGAUCUUCGGGAGUCGUACACCUUGUGGAGUUCCACCCCGACAUCUCCCGUCUGCAAGUCUUCUCCUCCUCCAUUGACUACAAAAUCCGCAUCUGGGACCUGAAGUCCAGCAAGUGUGUCGCUCUGCUCGACGGCCACUUCAGUGCUGUCACCUCGCUGGCGUUUGCGGACGGAAACACGCUCGUUAGUUCUGGCCGUGACAAGAUCUGCAUGGUGUGGGACCUGAAAAGCAGAGAAAGUAAACGAACCAUCCCUGUCUACGAGAGCGUGGAAGCUGCCGUCUUGUUGCCGGAGAAGGGCGAUUUCUCUCAGCUGGGCGUGAAGAAGGAAGGGCUGCACUUUGUCACAGCUGGCAGCAAAGGUGUCCUGAACGUUUGGGCAGUGGCCACAGCGGCUUGUGUGUACACCCAGCCCGUGCCCUUCGAGCUGAAGGAGGAGGCCAGCGAGCGCAGCCUCACCCAGUGCCUGCUCGUGCCCGAGAGAAACGAGAUUGUCACCGUCUCCGCGGAACACAACGUUGUUUUCUAUGACGCUCAAACCCUUCAGCUCAGGAAGCAGCUCGCGGGUUACAACGAUGAGGUUCUGGAUGUGAAGUUCCUGGGGCCUGGUGACUCUCACAUCGUUGUGGCGACCAACAGCCCUCAGCUGAAAGUGUUUGAGCUGGCGACAUCCCACUGCCAGAUCCUCUACGGCCACACAGAAACCGUUCUUGCUCUGGAUGUCUUCAGGAAAGGCCUGAUGUUCGUCAGCUGCGCUAAGGACAAAAGCCUUCGAGUCUGGCGGAUGAGUAAAGGUGGAAGGGUCACCUGUGUUGCCCAGGGUUUGGGCCAUGCCCAUGGGGUAGGCGCUGUCUCUUGCUCAAGACUGAAGGAAAGCUUCAUAGUAACCAGCAGCCAGGACUGCACCAUCAAGAUCUGGAAUAUCCCAGAAUCCCUCACUUCCAAAGCCAAAGCAGCCUUGAUCUCCAGUCCAGAGAGCCUUCAUGCCAAAGUGACAGAGAGGGGUCACGACAAGGACAUCAACAGCGUGGCGGUCUCUCCGAACGACAAGCUGAUCGCCACCGGCUCGCAGGAUCGGCUGGCCAAGCUGUGGGCCUGUUCCGACUGCUCUCUGCUGGGCGUCUUCAGGGGGCACAAGCGCGGCGUCUGGUGCGUGCAGUUCUCCCCCGUGGAUCAGAUCUUGGCCACCUCUUCAGCAGAUGGGACCCUGAAACUUUGGGGUCUUCGGGACUUCAGCUGCCUGAAGACCUUUGAGGGUCACGACGCCUCUGUGCUGAAGAUCAUCUUUGUGAGCCGGGGAACGCAGCUGCUCAGCAGCGGUUCUGAUGGUCUCUUAAAACUCUGGACCAUUAAAACAAACGAGUGUGUGAAAACGUUAGAUGGUCACGAGGAUAAAAUCUGGGGUCUUCACUCCAACAAGCAAGACGAUACGGUUGUGACAGCAUCCAGCGACUCCUGCAUCAUGCUGUGGAAGGACGUCACUGAAAUUGAAGAGAAAGAGGCGCAGGCUAAAGAGGAGGAGCAGAUUAUGAAAGAGCAAGAGCUUUCAAACCUGCUUCAUGAGAAAAGAUACCUCAAAGCUUUGGGCUUGGCAAUCUCUCUGGAUCGUCCGCACACGGUGUUGAUGGUGGUCAAAGCCAUCCUCAAGGAAACGGACGGGAGAAAGCACUUGGAAGAGAACAUUGUCCGGCUCCGGAAGGAUCAGAAAGGUUUGUUGCAGCAUGUUUUAAGUGCUAAAACCCUUCAG